AGCUCCCAACUAUUUUAGCUUCAGCUCUGCUCCACUCCCAUUUCUAGAAACUUCCAGCUGACAAAUCCGGUUUAAUUUCUCAGUCCUCGCCAUUUGUGGAUACUACAACAAGGGUGAGGAGAGGUUAUCAUUCAGAGAGAUGAAGACAAAGGACUGUCCAAAUUCCAUUUACAGCCUACCCAAGAAAAAGCUUCAAGACUUGUGCAAGAAGUACGGUUUGUCUCCUUAUAAGACAAAACCCAAUCUCGUGAAUUCUUUGAUCAAUUACUUCAAGAUAGCAGAUGUAGAAACUUCCGAAGGCAAUUGGUACAACCUUCAAGAUUCUUCUGGCCUAUGUGAUGAGAAGGGUUUCAAUCAAAGAGUUCGCAGUCCACCAAUAAGUUUCUCCAAGAAUGCAUUUACUUCUGACAUAAAGUCCAAGCAUGUGCCUUCAUUUGAGUUUUCUGUCUCAUCGGAAGAUGGAAUCAACCUUUCAGUUGACUUGAAUUCAUGCCCAUCAGACCGUUUUAGAAGAUUGGAGAAGGAGGAGUGUGUAUGUAACACUAUGCAGAAUAAAAAAUUUCAAAGUUUCCGUCAGGAGAUUCAAUACCUAAAUAAUAGACAAAUGACAAGUUCAUUUCUCUGGGAAACAGAUUCAGACCGCAAAACUAACAGUGGCCAUGCACAAACUGUUUCGUCCCCAAGUUUGUGUGGCACUGUUGAUGUUGUAUGUCAUACAGAAAAUAGAGAUGAUGCGGCUUUGGGAUUUUCAAUAACAAAAAAAUCAUAUGAUGUAAGUUGUCUCAAUUCUGAAAGGCAGAGGACUAGUUCUCCGGAGAAGCUUACGGUGCUAGCUCAUCUCUCUUCGGAAACUGAUUUUUCUGAGAUAGAGGCAUCAGAAAUUGGCUAUCAUCAUCAACAUGUAUCAUAUUCUUCUUCUGAAAAAGAUUACCUUAGAAAUUUGGUUGAUGCAGCAGAGAGCCUAAGAAGUCAACUACCAAAUUCUUGUGAGGAUAGCUGUAGAAUCGACACGCCUUCAUCUGCUGAUGGAGGGGCAAGGGACAGCCAUGCCAAUGGAAUAGUAGCUUCAAAAGAGCUUUUGAAGAAGCAUUCAUCGCAUGGAGGCAAGAAGAGAAAGAGGGAUGAUUUUAAAUUUGAUAAUGUUCAUCAUUAUAAUGAUACGAGAAUUUUGAGAAGUGCAAAGCGUCUACAAAGUCAUCCCAGAAGAUCUAUGCGGCUUGUCUAUAAGUGACGGGUGGUGUGGACUGCCUAAGCGUUAGAGAUCUGCCUAUGCAAUAUUAUACUCUCAGUGCUGGUGUACAACAUACAUGUCUCUGUGGUUCUUCUAUUCUGUAUUCAAGAGAAGAUCAAUUAAUUGAGGCAAUAAUUUUUGGAUGGAGCUGAUACUACUGCUGUGCAAUGGACAUGGUUAAUGUCCUUAUUGUUGAACAAUCCAAAUGUUAUGAGACGUGCCCAAGAGGAAAUAGAUAUAGAAGUUGUUAAAGAGAAGUGGAUAGAAGAGUCUGAUGUUCAAGAUUUAGCCUAUUUACAAGCUAUAAUUAAAGAAGCAUUGCGUUUAUAUCCACCUGCACCUUUGUUAGUACCGCAUGAAACAGUAAAAGAUUGUAAAAUACUUGGUUAUGAUGUUCUAAAAGACACUCGUUUGUUUGUAAAUGCAUGGAAGAUACAACGAGAUCUUAGGAUUUGAUCCGACCCUGAAAAAUUCGUGCCGGAAAGAUUUUUGACCGAUGAUCAAGAAAAGAUCGAGACAAGAGGGGUUGCU
Nicotiana tabacum (common tobacco) is the source of this 1762-nucleotide messenger RNA. RefSeq lists its product as uncharacterized. Lineage: Eukaryota; Viridiplantae; Streptophyta; Magnoliopsida; Solanales; Solanaceae. The record is from RefSeq and is a predicted model, not a curated record.